Molecule: messenger RNA, 2024 nt
Organism: Colletotrichum godetiae
Lineage: Eukaryota; Fungi; Ascomycota; Sordariomycetes; Glomerellales; Glomerellaceae
Product: beta-glucosidase
Exons: 2
Coding region: 349-1845 (498 amino acids)
Biological process (GO): carbohydrate metabolic process
Molecular function (GO): beta-glucosidase activity
Source: RefSeq, a predicted model, not a curated record
UGAAUAACGAUGGCCACAAUUCUCAAAGAGUCUCUCAUUACAUGUAUGAUACCCUGUCGGAGCUCAGUGGGUACCCCGCCAUUGGGACCCUUCAUCCGAUCACCCGCUGUCGGGGGAGCUGUGACCGACAUGGUUCCCUUCCGCGAAUCAUCGUCAUCUCAUCCCGCUGCAGGGAUGCCCCUCUAGCGAUAUCCAACGAUGCUGCAUCUGCAGAAUGAUUGGAGCUAUCAGCACAUGAUCGUGAGGUGGGGUUGACGGUGGUCGACGAUCAGUGUAUCGUAGAGAUUUAAUGUUUGACGGCUUACUGAAAAGUGAAAUCGUGAGCAUUCUUCACAUCUACUAGUUACGAUGGCUUCUCCAGUCGAGUUUGACGAGUCCAUCAAAGGCGCUCUGCCAUCCGACUUCACCUGGGGCUUCGCUACGGCUGCUGCCCAGGUCGAAGGCGCAUGGAACAAGGACGGUAAAGGCGAGUCCAUCUGGGACAAGUUUGCGCAUACUCCAGGAAAAGUGAAAGAUGGCAGCACAGGCGACGAUGCCGUGCGCUCUUACGACCUCUACAAGACAGAUGUUGCCCUCAUGAAGAGAUACGGCGUCAGCGGCUACCGAUUCUCUCUCUCAUGGUCACGAAUCAUUCCCCUCGGCGGGAAGAAUGACCCCGUUAAUGAAGACGGCAUCGCAUACUACAACCGCCUCAUCGAUGAGUUGCUCGCGAACGGCAUUGCGCCCUACGUCACGCUCUUCCACUGGGACACCCCGCAAGCUCUCGAGGAUCGAUACGGCGGCAUGCUAGACAAGGAGGAAUACACGCCCGACUUCGUCCGCUAUGCUCGGGUAUGCUUCGAGCGCUUCGGUGACCGAGUCAAAGACUGGAUCACCUACAACGAACCCGGCGUCUACACCCUCGCGGGCUACGCUGCCGGGGUCCACGCCCCAGCCCGGUCCAGCUUCCGCGAGCUCAAUGAGGAGGGCGACUCGUCCACCGAGCCCUUCAUCGUUGCGCACACCGAGCUCAUUUCUCAUGCCUACGUGGCCGACAUGUACAAGAAAGAGUUCAAGCCGACGCAAAAAGGCAAGAUUAUGAUCACGCUGCACGGGAAUUGGUCCGAGCCUUGGGACGCGUCGGACCCGCUCGACGUCGAAGCCGCGCAGCGGGCCCAGGAGUUCGAGAUCGCGUGGUUCGCCGACCCGCUGUAUAAGACGGGCGACUACCCGGAGUCCAUGCGCGCGCAGCUCGGCGACAGGUUGCCGAGAUUUACACCCGAGGAGAGCAAACUCGUGCUGGGCAGCUCCGAGGUCUACGGUAUGAACUCGUACUCUGCCUUCUACGUCAAGCACCGCGACGGUCCGGCCGACAUCAACGACCACAAGGGCAACAUUGAGCAGUUUGACGAGAACAAGGAGGGUGUGCCGCGCGGGCCAAUGAGUGAUACCUACUGGUUGCGCACGACGCCGUGGGGAUGGGCCAAGUUGCUACGGUGGAUCUGGAAUCGGUACCAUGUGCCCAUCUACAUCACGGAGAACGGGACAACGGCGCAGGGCGAGCAUGACUGGAAGCCCAAAGGACCGGAUGAUAUUCUCGAAGACCCUUUUCGAAUUGAUUUCUUUAAAAGCUACCUAACAGAGGUGGCCAAGGCUUCGCAAGAGGGCGUUGUCAUCAAGUCUUACUUCGGAUGGACGUUUACCGAUAACUGGGAAUGGGCGGCAGGUUUCUCGGACAGAUUCGGCGCAACGUGGAUCGACUUUGAGAGUCCUGAAAAGACACGCUACCCGAAGAGGUCAGCACUUUUCCUUGGAGAUUUGCAGAUAGAAUGCAUCAAAAUUGGUCACAACCAGCCAGCAAACUAAGACAGAGUCCACGAGACCUCCGCGGCCUGAUUCCAUGGACCUUUCGCAAUGGGUUUACUUCAAAAAGAACCUCUCGCGUUGAAUUGGCAAAAGAUCUGCCUCGAGGGCGAAUCGAACGCCCGAUCUUCUCAUUACGCAGACAAUACGAGUGAGACGCUUUACCACUGAGCCACCAAGGC